Cyprinus carpio (common carp) is the source of this 5525-nucleotide messenger RNA. RefSeq names its product signal peptide, CUB domain, EGF-like 1. The record is from RefSeq and is a predicted model, not a curated record. Gene Ontology annotation, biological process: signal transduction. Gene Ontology annotation, molecular function: calcium ion binding. Lineage: Eukaryota; Metazoa; Chordata; Actinopteri; Cypriniformes; Cyprinidae. Gene Ontology annotation, cellular component: cell surface.
CUCUCUCUCUCUCUCUCUGCCCCCUUCCUUCCACCUCCCAUCUCCUCCUCAAAUGUGCGCAAACCAAUCAGCAGGCUUCUCAAGGCUCGGGCUCUCGUGCUCUUUCUGCCAGCAGCAGCAGAAAACGCUUCUUAUCAAAGAAACGCAUAACUGGAGCAGUCCAUUCACUCACAGCCUCUAACCAUGGGUCCUGCCUGCUUCUCUUGGGACGUCUGUUUGUUUUUCCUCCUCAUAAAUACUUUAGAUGUCAUGGGAAAUGUCGGAGUCGCAGAUGCCGACGAGUGCUCCGAAUCCACAGACGACUGUCACAUCGAUGCUCUCUGCCAAAACACUCCAAAGUCCUUCAAGUGCAUCUGCAAGACUGGUUACAAGGGAGAUGGCAAGCACUGCGAAGAUAUGGAUGAGUGUGAAAAUGACUACAAUGGUGGAUGUGUUCACGACUGCAUCAAUAUACCCGGGAACUACAGGUGCACAUGCUACGACGGAUUCAUGCUGGCAGAUGAUGGGCACAAUUGUCUAGAUGUGGAUGAAUGUCUGGACAACAAUGGCGGCUGUCAGCAGAUCUGCGUGAACACCAUGGGCAGCUACGAGUGCCAGUGCAAAGAUGGUUUCUUCCUGAGUGACAACCAGCACACCUGUAUCCACCGAUCAGAUGAUGGGAUGAACUGUAUGAAUAAGGACCAUGGCUGUGCCCAUAUCUGCAGAGAGACUCCCAAAGGUGGUGUGGCGUGUGAGUGCCGCCCAGGAUUUGAGCUAGCUGAAAAUCAGCGUGACUGCAAAUUGACAUGUAACUAUGGAAAUGGUGGUUGCCAGCACACAUGCGAUGACACCGACGUGGGGCCCGUGUGUGGAUGUCAUCAGAAAUAUGCCCUGCAUUCAGACAGCAAGACCUGCAUUGAGAAAGAUGAGGCUGCAAUUGAGAGCUCUGAAUUCAAUGCCACGUCAGUAGCUGAUGUGGACAAGCGGGUGAAACGUCGUCUACUUAUGGAGACCUGUGCGGUGAACAACGGCGGUUGCGAUCGCACUUGCAAGGACACGGCCACCGGGGUGCGCUGCAGUUGUCCGGUGGGCUUCACCCUUCAGCCCGACGGCAAGACCUGCAAAGACAUUGAUGAAUGUUUGGAGAAUAACGGAGGAUGUGAUCAUUUCUGCCGGAACACAGUGGGCAGUUUUGAGUGCAGCUGUCAGAAAGGACACAAACUCCUGACUAACGAACGCACCUGUCAAGAUAUUGACGAAUGCUCCUUUGAGAGGACAUGUGACCACAUCUGCAUCAACUACCCGGGAAGCUUUGAGUGUGUGUGUCACAAAGGUUACAGUCUGUAUGGCCUCACACACUGCGGCGAUAUUGACGAGUGCAGCAUUAAUAAUGGCAGCUGUGAAUACGGCUGCAUUAACACACCGGGCAGUUACGAGUGUGUGUGUCCUCCUGGUAAAAAGCUCCAUUGGAACAAGAAAGACUGUGUUGAGACGGUAAAAUGCCUCCCGAAUGGAAAGCCAACACCUCGUGCUCAGCUUAGCUGCACCAAGACAGGUGGAGGGGAGGCGUGUUCGCUGUCCUGUCCAUCAAACGCACUUUUCCUGGCAGACUCUGAGAACAGUUACACACUGAGCUGCGGUGUACCUGUCCAGCCAGGUAAAGUUCCAGUGAAGAGAAACGUCACUACUUCCAGCAGCAGCUCCCUGCAAACCUGCACAGAGAUGCUGGCCCAGCCUGUGAAGCAGAAAGCACGCUUUAAGAUCAAAGACGCAAAGUGCCACCUGAGACCCCGCAAUAAGGAGAAACACAGGGAUAUGGGAAAGCAGGGCCUGCAGGCUGGUCAGUUCCCCUGCACAGAUGACUGUCAGGUGACAUUUGUGAAUCUGAAGUGUGACUCGUCCAAAAAGCGCCGUCGUGGCCGCAAGUCUCCAUCCAAGGAAGUCUCCCACAUCACAGCGGAGUUUGAGAUGGAAAUGAAAGAAGAGGAAGCCUCGGAAUCAUGUAAUGUGGACUGUGUGCGUGAGAAGACCAAACAGAGGCUGCAGAAUGCCAUGCGCACACUAAGGAAGUCCAUCAGUAAGCAGCAGUUCUACAUUCAGUUCUCCGGCACGGCGUACGAGGUGGCCCAGCGUGCCGUGCGGCAGUCAGAGGGAGAUGAGACAUGCAGUAUAGGACAAGUCCUCACCGACGGGAAGUGUGUUAGCUGCGGUGUAGGAACAUUCUACAGCGGAGAACAGGAACAGUGCGUGAUAUGUCCACCAGGAACCUAUCAGGACAGAGAGGGCCAGCUGUCCUGCGAGCCCUGCCCCAGCACCGAGGGACAGGGCAUCGCAGGGGCCAAGAACGUCUCAGAGUGCGGAGGUCAGUGUCCUGCCGGUCAGUUCUCUGUUGAUGGUUUCCGUCCAUGUCAGCCUUGCCCUCUGGGAACCUUCCAGCCUGAGCCGGGCCGUGUGUUGUGUUUCCCUUGUGGAGGAGGACUCAUGACUAAACACACGGGCAGCACGUCCUUUAGAGACUGUGAAGCCAAAGUUCACUGUGCUCUUGGGCAUUAUUAUAAUGCCACCACGCACCGGUGCAUCCGGUGUCCGGCUGGUACCUACCAGUCUGAGUCAGGGCAGAACUACUGCAUCACCUGCCCUGGAAACACCACUACAGAUUUUGACGGCGCUAACAAUGUGUCUCACUGUAAAAAUCAGCUAUGUGGGGGUGAGCUGGGAGAUUUAAUGGGCUACAUCGAAUCUCCCAACUAUCCUGGUGACUAUCCAUCUAAUGUGAACUGUGUCUGGACCAUUAACCCUCCGAACAAGAGGCGCAUCCUUAUUGUUGUACCAGAAAUCUUCCUCCCUAUUGAGGAUGAGUGCGGGGAUGUUCUUGUCAUGAGGAAGAGUGCCCAGCCCACUUCCAUUACAACUUAUGAGACAUGCCAAACUUAUGAGCGACCAAUUGCCUUCACCUCCCGCUCACGCAAGCUGUGGAUCCAGUUCAAAUCUAAUGAGGGAAACAGUGGAAAGGGAUUUCAGGUUCCGUAUGUCACUUACGAUGAAGACUACCAGCAACUUAUAGAGGACAUUGUUCGAGAUGGUCGACUUUACGCUUCAGAAAACCACCAGGAGAUAUUAAAAGAUAAAAAGCUGAUUAAAGCUCUGUUUGAUGUGCUGGCUCACCCUCACAACUACUUUAAAUACACCGUGCAGGAAUCAAAGGAGAUGUUCCCACGUUCCUUUAUCAAACUGCUACGCUCCAAAGUCUCCAGGUUUCUACGGCCGUAUAAAUAGAAACCCGAACAUUUCUUCCACAACCCCGGCUCUAUCCCCAUCUCUCUUCCUGUCUUUUCUCCACUAGCUCCCAGAAGGCCUCACUACUGCAAGAAGAUAAAGACGUUUGGCCUUCUUCCUGUCUGAGAUUUGUCCAUUUGUCCCUUUUUGUCUUUGUUUGUUUUUUGUUUGCUAAUAUUUAUGUGCUUGAUUUUGCAAAAGCCCUCUUUGGAUGUUUGAUAUCUAUAGUAUAUAUUUGUAUAUGUGUGUAUGUAUAUAUAUAUGUGUGUGUGUGUGUGAGUGUGUGCAAACAAAAAAAUUAUGUGCAAGCUUAUGGCGUAUUAGAACACAUACAGACACACACAGAUAUAUAUUCUUGUUUUGAAAAGGUUAUUUUCAUGCCCCUAUUGUGCACAAGGGGUUUUAAUAUCCUAGUGCACUUAAAGUUUUCUUUUCAAACUGUAUGAGAAAGGAUUCGCUUUCCACUCUGACCACAACAUGAAAGACAAAGCCAGAUAAAUGAAAGAAAAAGUAAAAAAAAAAACAAGAUAAAAGACAAAGACUACCUGUCGGUACGAGAGUUUCGUGUACGUUGUUUAAAUAGUAUUUGGAGCUUCAAUUGCACUUGAAUUUUAUAUUGUAGAGAAUAAGGAAUCUUAAGUGUUUCUUAAUGUUUUUGUUGUAUAGAGAUGUUUUACUUUGGUUGUAGAAACAUGAAAUGUCCAAACUUCCCAUAUACAGGAUGCAGAAAGAUCUAUCUCUCUCCUGAAAACAGAAACAGAUUUCAUAAUAAUCAUCUCAAGAUAAGGUUUUUUGCCGUUUAAUAUAAAAAAAGUGUUGAAGUACCAUAAUGUUUCAUUGGGUCUGUACCUAGCCUGACAAGUAUAAGAUUGUUUCUAUCAUGUGUUUUAAUUUCACAUGAUGCAAUGAGUUUGUCAUAACCUGGCUGUUAUUGUGCAUGGGACAUUUGGAGGAAUUGUAAAUAUGGAUUUUUGUUUGAGCUGGUUGUGUCAUAAACUCAUGGAAAUGGGAGAGUUUUGAUUCAGAACAACAAAGAAUUCCAUUUGGAUUUAGAGUCUUAUAGUCUAUUACAUAGUUAUAACACAUCUAUUGCAUAGUAAUAACAUAUCACCUUUGUGCUGUGCACAAAGACACAUAUUUUGCUCUUCUUGUUGAACUGUGGAUGAAAAUCAGAGGCUGUUUGUUGAACAGAUGACAUACCCGAAGUAUGUGAAUGUUGGCUGGCUGAAAAAAAUCCAGAGAUCAGAUAAUUUCACCUCAUAAAUCAGCAGAAUGCUAAAGCAAACAAACAAAAAAUGAUAGUGUGAGUGUCUCUCUGUGUAGUUCUGGAACAGUUUUAUUCAAUAUCAUUUGCCAUUUUGUGAAAACUGACAUAGUGAUCUUUGGUGUAUGGACUGUAGAGGAGUGAGAGAAAAGGCAGAAAAAUAAAAACCAAACCACAAACAUCUAAAUGUGCCAUAAAGUCACAGAAAUACAGAUAAUAUUAACUCAUUUUACAGUAUUCUGCUUUGUUUUGCAUAUAUUCCAGUUUGAGAGGGAGGGACGGAGUGAUCAUUCUAAAGCUGCUUUGUUAUAUGAGCACUUAUUCAUGCUUGUAUUUCUAAUAUCCACAUAUGGACAGGGAAACACAAUCUCUCUUGCAUCCAGCAUAAAUACACAUACCUUCAUGCAUGCAUACACAAAUGCAUUACCUAAUCCGUAUUAUUAUGCUAUCACAGUAAUUUAUGAUUUGUGAGAUAACCGCAGGUUGUCUUUGAUUUUUUAUUUUUUUUUUGUUUGGUGUUAAUCACGUUAUAGUCUCAUUUGAUUACUAAAACAAAGGCAUGUGACUAUUUGAGGAACUGUUGGCGUUAGAAAAGAAGACGACGAAUGUUUGACAUGUAAAAUCAACUAAUACACACACCUCCAUGGCUACACACACACAGAUAUAAGUACUUAGCCCCUCAGAUGGAGAGAGUGACUCAAGACUGCUGCUGGCGUGAUUUGUAAGCUUUAUGAAUAUAGAUGUGUAAAUGAUGUACAAAUGUUAGUGUUUUUUUAAGUUAAUAUUUACAGUAGAAGGAAACAGUAUACUGGGGAAGGUGACAGUCUAACAUGUACAGGACUGUUCUGAAAGGCUGUGUUUGAUAGUAUGCGUCCCAUCAUGAUAAAUGACCGCAUUACAGAAGAAUGAACAGUUCUGCAGUGUGAAAUCAACCCCAGAGGAUGUGUAGAAGAGAAUGGGAACUAUUGUUAAGACCUCACUUUAUUAAUAAAUCAUUCAAAUCGUA